Molecule: messenger RNA, 516 nt
Organism: Cercopithifilaria johnstoni
Lineage: Eukaryota; Metazoa; Nematoda; Chromadorea; Rhabditida; Onchocercidae
Source: the annotation of a GenBank genome assembly
AUGCAUUCGCUACGAAUGGUUGUGUUUUUAUUGACGUUGAUGCGGAAUAUAUCGAUUACAAUUAAUUAUAAUCGAGGUGUCGACGAUGCUAAUAGAAGAAUAAUAGAUGAACGACUUCGUAGUAAUAUCGCGAAAUAUCAUAGCAACAAUACUGCCCGUAGUCACGAUAAUAUCGAUAAUAAUCUAGAAGAUAUCAAAUAUAUAAAUUCUUAUAACAAAGGAUCGAAGGAAAAAUCACUGAGGGAAGAUAUGUUCAAGAAGUUGAAUGGGUUUGAAGUCUCCUAUCCACCGGCUGAAAAUCGCUUCUUCAGGUCAAUGCUUAACGAAGAUCUAUGUAAUCAAUAUAAUUUGGAAUGUAUUUAUUAUCGAUCGGAAUAUCCGCAUAGUAGAUUAUCAUAUGAUCCGAAAACUGAUGAAGAAUACAAUCCAUGUCAUCGAUUCGUUGAACCAUGUUUUGGAAUUUCCGAAUACGAUUAUAAAAUUGUAAAAAAAUUCAAAAGUUUAAGGGAUUAUUAA